Molecule: messenger RNA, 840 nt
Organism: Dracunculus medinensis (Guinea worm)
Lineage: Eukaryota; Metazoa; Nematoda; Chromadorea; Rhabditida; Dracunculidae
Source: the annotation of a GenBank genome assembly
AUGAUUUACGAUUGGCGAUCACCACAUUCUGGUGGAUACAAAUGGAAUCCACUUCGUGACCAAUCCAUUUAUAAACAUUUUGUUAACUAUUUCCCAGUGAAAUUGCAUAAAACCGCUGAAUUACCCGCCGGGAAGAACUACUUAAUCGUUUCACAUCCACACGGAAUAAUUGCAAUGAGCACCGUGAUAAAUUUCUGCACUAAUGCAACAGGAAUACAGGAAAAAUUACCAUUAAUGAAUAUAAAAGUAUGCACAUUAAUGGGCCAAUUCUUGGUACCAUUGCGCAGAGAACUAAUCUUACUUCAUGGAAUGAUUAGCUGCAGUAAAAAUAGUCUAAAACAUUUACUUAAUAUUGAAAACCAAAUCAACAAUAUCGUUGUCCUAGUUGUUGGCGGUGCAGAAGAGGCACUCGAUGCUUAUCCAGGUUCUCAUAUCCUCACGCUAAAAAAUCGCAAAGGUUUUAUUAAAACUGCUCUCGAAACUGGUGCUCAUCUUGUUCCUUGUUAUUCAUUUGGUGAAACCGACUUAUAUCAGCAAGCUUACAAUCCACCAGGCUCAACUAUACGCAAUAUUCAAACACGACUCAAGAAACUUUUCGGUUUUUCGCCACCAUUAUUUUAUGGAAGAGGAAUAUUUAAUUGUAAUUUUGGUUUUCUUCCGUACAGGAAAGCAAUAAAUACAGUUAUCGGUGCUCCGAUACCAAUUGAUAAGAAAAAGAAUCCGUCAAAAGAAAAGGUCGAUGAGCUUCACAAACUUUAUAUCAACAAACUGAUCAAUUUAUUUGAAGAUCAUAAAACAAAAUUUGGUGUGCCAAAAGAAACUAAGCUUAUAAUUAAAUGA